AGGACUGGUCUCAUCACAAUCAAGAUCACGUCAACAGCUUCCAUUGAAGACACUGCAAAAAUGGUGUUCCCCAUCUCCAAUCGGCAGCUCUUCAUCGGCGGCGAGUGGAGGGAGCCUGUACUCAACAAACGCAUCCCUAUCAUUAACCCGGCCACCGAACAGAUCAUUGGUGAUAUUCCGGCAGCUACUGCUGAAGAUGUGGAACUCGCAGUGGAAGCUGCUCGGAAAGCAUUUUCUAGUAACAAAGGGAAAGACUGGCCAUCCGCACCCGGCGCAGUCCGUGCCAAGUAUCUUCGUGCCAUCGCUGCUAAGAUAACAGAAAGAAAAACUGAGCUUGCAAGACUUGAAGCGACUGAUUGUGGUAAACCGCUUGAAGAAGCAGCAUGGGACAUGGAUGAUGUCGCUGGAUGUUUUGAGUACUUUGCUGACCUUGCUGAAGGUUUAGAUGCAAAGAAAAAGGCUCCUGUCUCGCUUCCUAUGGAAACAUUCAAGUGUUAUGUAAUGAAGGAGCCAAUUGGGGUUGUCGCGUUAAUUACUCCAUGGAAUUACCCACUAUUGAUGGCUGCAUGGAAAGUAGCUCCUGCUUUGGCUGCAGGUUGUACGGCAAUAUUGAAGCCUUCUGAAUUGGCAUCUGUGACCUGCUUGGAGUUGGCUGAAGUGUGUAGAGAGGUUGGUCUUCCUCCUGGUGUUCUCAAUAUUUUAACUGGACUGGGCCCUGAAGCAGGUGCUCCUUUGGCAUCUCAUCCUCAUGUUGACAAGAUUGCAUUUACUGGAAGCACAGUAACAGGUAGCAAGAUAAUGACUGCAGCAGCCCAGAUGGUCAAGCCUGUCUCUCUAGAGCUUGGUGGAAAAAGUCCGAUAGUUGUGUUUGAGGAUGUUGACCUAGACAAGGCUGCUGAAUGGACUGCAUUUGGUUGCUUCUGGACAAAUGGUCAGAUCUGCAGUGCAACAUCCCGUCUUAUUGUACAUGAAAGCAUUGCAGCAGAGUUUCUGGACAGGCUUGUGAAAUGGACUAAAAACUUUAAAAUUUCUGAUCCCUUGGAAGAAGGCUGCCGGCUAGGCCCUAUUGUCAGUGGAGGGCAGUAUGGGAAAGUACUGAAGUUCAUCUCAACAGCUAAGAGUGAGGGUGCAACCAUUUUGUGUGGUGGGGUUCGUCCUCAGCAUUUAAACAAGGGAUUCUUCAUUGAACCAGCUAUUAUCACUGAUGUAACAAACUCCAUGGAAAUCUGGAGGGAAGAAGUUUUUGGGCCUGUUAUUUGUGUCAAAACAUUUAGCACUGAAGAUGAAGCCAUUGAAUUGGCAAAUGACACUCACUAUGGUUUGGGUGCUGCUGUGAUAUCAAAUGAUCUAGAGAGAUGUGACCGUGUAAGCAAGGCAUUCCAGUCAGGUAUUGUGUGGAUCAAUUGUUCACAGCCUUGCUUCUGUCAAGCUCCUUGGGGAGGCAACAAGCGCAGUGGCUUUGGGCGUGAAUUAGGAGAAUGGGGACUUGACAAUUACUUGAGCGUGAAGCAGGUCACCCAGUAUAUCUCUAAUGAACCAUGGGGGUGGUACAAGUGCCCAUGAAAUAAGGUGUUGUGGGCUGCUUUACAGUGAACUCAACAUCAUUCAUCCAAGAGGUGGAGCGAUUAUUGGUCAUGUACCAAUUGAUCCAACCAUCGUUGUAGUCAUUAUGAGGCAUUGUAGAAGCCUUGGAAGCUGAAUAAUGGAACUCUGUAUCUGUAACUCUUCUUGUAGAACUGGUUGUGGUGUAUUUUUAAUUCCAAUCUCUCCUUGCAUAAUCACUUUGUAUAUUAAUAAUUCAUAUAUUGAUCAACAAGCAGAAUGCACAUUUCAGUUGUGAUUUCAUCGAAA
This is a messenger RNA of Rubroshorea leprosula, 1851 nucleotides long. Lineage: Eukaryota; Viridiplantae; Streptophyta; Magnoliopsida; Malvales; Dipterocarpaceae. The record is from the annotation of a GenBank genome assembly.